This is a messenger RNA of Setaria italica (foxtail millet), 747 nucleotides long. RefSeq names its product protein FAM32A-like. NCBI's taxonomy places the organism in Eukaryota, Viridiplantae, Streptophyta, Magnoliopsida, Poales, Poaceae. The record is from RefSeq and is a predicted model, not a curated record. Gene Ontology annotation, cellular component: nucleolus. The transcript has 3 exons. Bases 162 to 572 code for a protein of 136 amino acids.
GCGCAGCAAAUUACGCCUCCGCACGCGCACCCCCUCUCGAUACUCGAUAGCCACAGCCGCGCCUUCUUCUCCGUCCGAGCUCAGCCGCUCUCUUUUCCUCUCCUCCGAUUCGUGCUCGUCCAGCUCUAGUGGGUUGGGGUACACGUCCGGCGACGAGCGAGAUGUCUGAAUACCAGAACGUUGUUGGGGGAAGGCUGAAGCUGAAGGGGAAAGCACUGGAUGUGAAGGAAGGUGGAGUCAAGAAAAAGAAGAAGAAGAAGCAGCACCGUGAGGAGUCAUCUCAGAUCGGCCACGACGAGCUUCAUGAAGGGGGAAGCUCUGAAUUGCCAACAGAUCCUAACAAUGAGCUGACUGAAGCUGACAAGUUGGGGGAGGAGGAAGGGAACCCACACCCUGACUACGACCACCUCACACCAGCCGAGCGACGUUACAUGGAACAGAAGCAGAAGAUUGACAUGCAGAAGUUGGCCAAAGUCUCCAACAAGUCGCACAGGGACCGUAUCCAGGACUUCAACCAGUACCUGGCAAACCUCAGCGAGCACUACGACAUCCCAAAAGUUGGUCCUGGCUAAUAUGGACAAACUGCCUUGCUUCACAGAAACGAUUGUAUGCUUGGCCUAUUAAGCCUUAUAUUGCCUUAUAUUCGCACGCUAUGUGUUAUCAGUAUGUUGUAAAACAAAUCGAUUGACACUGAAGACAGUAUUUUAUUUCAAAACCAUGUUCCGAGCAUUGGCCAUUUUGAGUAUC